This is a messenger RNA of Pleurotus ostreatus (oyster mushroom), 1917 nucleotides long. RefSeq lists its product as uncharacterized. Lineage: Eukaryota; Fungi; Basidiomycota; Agaricomycetes; Agaricales; Pleurotaceae. The coding region runs from base 1 to 1917 and encodes 638 amino acids. The record is from RefSeq and is a predicted model, not a curated record. The transcript is spliced from 3 exons.
AUGUACGCCUCAGUGAAAUUUGCCCUUUGCGCCUACGUUUCCCUCCGCCUCUUUUUCUCGAAAUUUUUCGAUUAUGAUGCUUCAUGGACGAAAUCGCCUUUGCACUUCUUCCUGCCUGCACCCCCGCCCAUGCUUACUCUUGGCCCCGGAAGACAUUUCACUCACCCGCUGUUGAUAUCAGGCUCUUCUUCAACCUACAUGGUCGUGAACGGUGCACACAAUGACAACCGUUUAGGUGAAGGUCGUUUGAACGCAACUCAGGAUCUCGCCGUCCACUCCCCCGCUGUUCCCUCGCGGCCGCCCUUCCUAGAUGCAGUUGUGUCGUGCGGGUGGAUAUUGCUUUCGAUUUUGUUAGGCUUUAUCGCUCCUGAUCUUAUACCCCGAACUCGUCGACUACCAACACGUAAAGAGUCAGCAGAUAAGGCUAAAGCUGCAUCGAACCGGACGAAUUCGGUUUGUCCUGUGGUAUCAGCAUCAUCUAGCGAGGAAACGCUGACUCCGGAACUAUCGAAUGGAAACAGCCAUCGCUCCGUGAUAUACGAUCUCGAUAUUGGCUGUGCACCGUGCUCCACGCCCAACGACGCCGAUUUCCCUGUAUUCAUCGACGAUAUCUUCCUGGAUAUGGACCUUUCGGAAACGCUAUUCGCAACUGAAAUUAACGGCGACCUUGGAAAGGUCGAAUCCUCAGCCGUCUCGGACUUUCUGGCCUUCGAAGACAUCGCGAUACCCUCUCCUGUUAUUGAUACUGGCUUUGUGACACAUGAAGAAUCAGGCGAUACUCCUCCCUCUGAGUCGACUGGUUUGUAUCUUGGCGACACCCGGAUGCCCUCGUUUACUCAUGGACUUGAAACCGACUUGAAUACUUGUGAUGGAAAGGACUUGUUGCCCUCAGACGAAUCUGGCAAGACGAUCAACGUGUCUGGAGCUGCAACUCCCAAAUCGAGAGGCUUCAAGAUCGAAAGGCAAACCGGCAGCUCUUCUCUGAUUCGCACGAAGGCUUCGCAAGAUCUAUUGGCUUCUCUACCCCCGAUCGGCGACACCCCAGAAAAGAUACUGGCAUACGACAGUCUUCUACACCUCGUCCCUGGUGCACAUGAGCUGGACAAGACUCACUAUGCAGACGACCGUCACUCUGAAAGUGGCUCUGACGCCGCGGAUGAUUGUCUCCGCUUUGAAACUGGUCGGAAGACUCAGGAACUAAAGGCCGAAUCGGCUUCUCCUAGCGGGCCAAUGGUACACCCUCUACCUGCACCUUUACCACGGAAGAACAACAGGGUGAUGCUCUCCAUCCCGCCCGAGAAGCGAUGCGUCCUACAACCUCUGUAUGUCUACUCCGCGGAAGCCGUACAAGAAAUGAAACAAACGUUCACGCAACGGGCACACGAAGCCGGUAUCGUUGUCUCCAGUAAUUCGAUGCCGGGGACAUUCAUUGGUGAAGAGGAAGCGCAGAAAGCCAAGAAGUUUUGGGAUGAUCCCCUUGCUGCUCUUCCAUCGUUCACGCAAACCCGAUCUCCAGUGAUUCCGUCUAGUCCUACCCUAACUGUCGUGUCCCUCGGUUCAUCGCUAGGUUCAAUCCUUGAUCUCGAGGUAGCUAGUAUCCCUGCGUUAGAUCCUCAGUUGGAAUGUGAAGUGGCCGGUUCUUCUACAUCGGGAGCUAGUAAACGCAGACGAACAACCUCAACGAAUAUUGAUAUCCAGGAUGGUCACGAAGACAUUUCAGGCCAUCAAGAGAUGUUCUCGCCGAAGAGGACAAAGGUCGUCUCCGAGCCAGAGAGUUGGAGACAGAAACCUGCUGGAUGGCGCUUGAAUCUAAUAUCCAGAGUGGGCUUCGACGAUCUAGUGGAAGGAAGUAGGGAUGAGGAAUUGUCACGAGUCCGGAUAGUAAGAUGGCGGUACACUAAUAGGAGAACACGAUAG